UCAUAUUUUUGAUUAAAUCACCGAAAAAUAUUUAAAAUUUCUUGAUAAUUUUUGAAAAUUUUAAAAUUAGUGGAAAUUGGAAAAACAAAAUAUAUGUAAAUAUUAAAAUGGUGUGCCGCACUUCGAAGCUUGCAAAUUUUUCGCAAAGUGUUCUAAGAAAUCUACCUUUGAAUCCGACUCAACUGAAACGUUAUGUAGCGGACAAAUGUUGUCCCUCAGGAACGUCCCAAACUGCAGAGCCAAACUCAUCUUCUCCACUUAAAAACGACGCAUUCACCCCACCCGACUUCCUGCCAGUCACUGCUUACAAGGCACUUAGCGAUCCUAAAGAGGUUCUUGGUCCGGGGGCACAUAAAUGCAAAGCCUACAAGAAUCCCGAGUACUAUGCCUAUCAUCGUUUCUCGUUUUACGAACUACAGAGGGCCACAUUGGAUAAUGCUAAAUGCGCGGAGGGUGGGGUGCUGUACGCAGCCGAACGUGUUGAGGACGAUUGUCUGGAAGGUGAUAGUGCGGGCGCGGGUGCGCCCAAAGAUGCCGCUAAGGAGGCAAAAGAGUGCAAGGAGAAUAAUGAAGAAAUGCAGAUGUCGAAAGAUAAUACCGGCGGUGAAAAGAGAGCGGCAGACGAUACGGCGAAAAAAAAUGAUGAAAACUGUGAGAAUUGAGGUUAAGAUGAAGAUUGGGCGAGCGAAAUGUUAUAUUUUGUAAUCUAUUUGUACGCUGCUCUUUAUAUAUGUACCUACAUAACUAAUAUAUAUAAUGUUAAAUUUGUGUAA
Messenger RNA from Anastrepha ludens (Mexican fruit fly), 773 nucleotides. RefSeq lists its product as uncharacterized. Gene Ontology annotation, cellular component: mitochondrion. The transcript has a single exon. Bases 108 to 662 code for a protein of 184 amino acids. The record is from RefSeq and is a predicted model, not a curated record. NCBI's taxonomy places the organism in Eukaryota, Metazoa, Arthropoda, Insecta, Diptera, Tephritidae.